CCACCACCAUACCGAUGGACCGUUGUCCCGACGAAGUCCUGCUUGCAAUCUUUACCCUCUCCUGCGCCGAUGAUGGUACUACCGGUCGCUCUCUCUCGGGCGUCUCUCGCCGCAUCCAUCGCGUCUCGGCCGCCGUGAAGUACAAGUCCCUCGCCGUCCAUGGUGCUGUGCAGAUGAACGCACUCGCCACCCGCCUCGCUCCUCCCGACGACGGAGAGCAUAAGCAGAACGUCAAAUGUUCCACUACAGCAGUUCCGAAAGUCGAACAUCUUCUCUUGUCGAUGAAUCCACCUGAAAAGGUGGAGGCGGAUGAUUCGCCACUGAACGCUGCGGUGACCUCCCAACCCAAGGCCGAGGAUGACGGUAACCGAGACGAAGAAGGGAAAAGCGAAGCUACGGACUCUAGCGACGAAGAUGAUACAACAGAGGUCCUUGAGCGCAAGAGGUUGCGGGAAGCUGCAGACGCCCUUACUCCCCUCCUCGCCCUCGUCGCGCCGACCCUCCGAACUCUGUUUACCGACUUCUGGCCUCAUCCAGACGCAUCGCUUCCAUCUCUGCCCCGCCUCGGCACCCUUUCGCUCCCGCGCGUUGGGACAGUGCUGCGCCUGCCUUCGCCCCUUCCCUCCCUCACCCGCCUCCACCUAACCGCCUGCUCGCGGGUCUCUAGCGCGCGACCCCGCAGGAGCUAUCAAGAAUUCUGGGAAACGCUUGCCGCCUCGCCUAUACACGGGACGCUAUCCCACCUCCGCAUUUCGGGUGUGCAAUUCGGCAAUGCUGCCGAGUUCCUCCGUAUACUGCUCGACGUACCGGUCGACCCGGAAGGCCCUCGCAAGUUGGUGGACCUCGGCGGUGGGCACAUGGUUCGCGUCGCGCCCGUCAUGGGCGCGUACGCGCACUUUCCUCCGGGCUCGGAUAAGGAGCAACGCGCGAUGGAGACGGCUGCGAAGCUGCCGAAGCUGAAGAAUGUGUGGAUUGAGGGGCAGCGGUAUGUAAACGGGGGAGGGUGCGGCACCAACGGUUUCGCGCACAGCGCGGCCUUCUCCGGACUUUGGGCGGUUGCACGGGAGGCGCAAAGACGGAAUGAUGCAGGCAGGCUCGUGAUGCUCCCUAUCAGGGACGGCAACUACGGGUCGGAGCAGCUUUUGGAAGAUUGGCUGAGCUACGUGGGUGGUGGCUCAGGUCCGUGGACGGAGGGUCCCGACAGUUAAACCGUAAACAUCGCAAAAUCCUACAGUCAACGCACCGGAAAUGUGAUGACUUAGAUCUCUCAGAUACUGUCGGCAUUGUCUAUGAAACGCGCGAACUACAGGGUGGUGCGGCUGGAGAAGGAUUGCUGGGCUGCGCUGGAGGAAGUGAACGGAAAUGCUGGGAUUUUUACUGUGUAUUUCCACUGACUCAUCGAAUGAGCACGAAUGGCGACGAAGGGGCAGAAUAGCGAUAAGUAUGUCCGCAUCCACGUCGUCAACGUUCACAAUUGCAACGACUUCAAAUCGGUAUCCGCCUGUGGAUUCGCAGCACAGCCAUGACUUGGACUUCUUUCAUGAGCAUACGUCGUCUCGUGUCUUCGCCGUUUCCACCCGGAACUUGAUCGAUGUCCCCACUGCUCAGCGCUCAGCCUCGGUGCACGGUGUCAAGGCACUCGCUCCCAUACGUAUAUACAUUCUGGUGUUCCAGCCGCUACCUCUGGUUCGCAUUGAAGGCUUCAAGGAACAAAUUCGUCAUUCCCGCUACUGAGCGCGCACCUCCGCUCUCACGAUCAAUACGCUCGUAAAACGUAGGCCGAGACCCAAUCUAAACCACCCCGUACCCGCCGGACCGAAUGCCGUUGUCAAUUCGUGCGCAGUACCACCCGCGUACAUAACGUGCCUCACCAUGAUGUUUUCAAUCAUCAUCUAUGCCCACGACCACCACCAUACUGAUGGACCGCUGUCCCGACGAAGUCCUGCUUGCAAUCUUUACCAUUUCCUGCGCCGAUGAUGGUUUUACCGGCCGCUCCCUCUCCGGUGUCUCUCACCGCAUCCGUCGCGUCUCGGCGCUGGUGAAGUACAGAUCCCUCGCCGUCCGUGGUGCUGCGCAAAUGAACGCACUCGUCGCUCACCUCGCUUCUCCCGACGAUGGAGACUUCGAGCAGAACGUUCCGAAAGUCGAGCAUCUUCUUUUGUCGAUGAAUCCACCGGAGAAGGUGGAGGCAGAUGAGUCGGCAUCGAAGGUUGCGGUAACCUCCCAACCCAAGAACGAAGGUAAUGGUGCCUCAGAUGAUAAAGGAACAGGCGAAGGUACAGAUUCUAGCAAUGAGGAUGUCCCGAAGGUCCUUGAACACAACAGAGCUCAAGAAGCUGCAAACGCCCUGACUCCCCUCCUCGCCGUCGUCGCGCCCACCCUCCGCACUCUGUUUACCGACUUUUGUCCCAAAUCAGACGCAUUGCUGCCAUCUCUACCACGCCUCGCCACCCUUUCGCUCCCGUCCGUUGAGUCCAUGCUGCGCCUGCCUUCGCCCCUACCCUCUGUUUCCCGCCUCCACUUGACAUCCUGCUCGCAGGUCGACAGCGCGCGAGCCCACAGUGGUCGUCAACCAUUUUGGGACAUGCUUGCCGCCUCGCCUAUGCACGGGACGCUCUCCCACCUUCGCAUUUCCGGCGUACAAUUCGGUGAUGUGGCCCAGUUCCUCUGCGUCCUGCUUGACGUACCGGUCGUUCCGGAAGGCCCUCGCGAGUUGGUGGACCUCAGUAGUGGGCAAGUGCGUUGCAUCUCGCCGGCUUUGUUGAACGCGCACGCGCACUUUCCUCCGGGCUCGGAGGACGAGGAACACGCAAGGGAGACGGCUUCGAAGCUGUCAAAGCUGAAGAACGUGUGGAUUGAGGGGCGGCAGUAUGUGAACCGGGGAUGGUGCGGCACCAAUAGUCUUUUGCAUGGCGCGGUUAUAUUCGAAAUUCAGGCCGUUGCACGGCAGUCACAACGACGGGACGAUGUGGGAAGAGUGGUGAUGCUUCCCGUCAGGGAUGGCGAAUACGGGUCGGAGCAGCUUUUGGAGGAUUGGUUGAGCUAUGUGCAUGGUGGCCCGGGUCCUUGGACGGAGGGUCCCGACCUUUGAGUCGCAAACAUAGCAAACCUCGCCAGUUAGCGCACCGGUAAUGUGUUGACUAUAUCUCUCAGAUACUAUUGGCAUUGUUGGAUUACGUUGGCGGAAGUGCGGGAUGUGAACGGGGAUGCUGGGCAAUUUACUGUGUAUUUUUAUUUUCAGUCGGCUCGUGCUAUCCGGUCGAAGCCCGCUGCCUGGAGGUCGUUUCGCGGCUUGAGAGCUCGAGCUUGAGGAACCUGUCAUCUAUGCCACUGUGUUUCUCUUCUACGUUCCUCACUUCUGCUCUUCUACAAGAUGUCUGUACUCUCUGUCAAUCAUCUUGAUUUCAUAUACGUACUUGCGACCUAUCCUGCCUUCGUAUUUAGGUGAUCUCUAUCUUGCGGCAACCGAAAAAACACGCGGCAGGACGGACCUACAG
Molecule: messenger RNA, 3497 nt
Organism: Punctularia strigosozonata HHB-11173 SS5
Lineage: Eukaryota; Fungi; Basidiomycota; Agaricomycetes; Corticiales; Punctulariaceae
Exons: 4
Coding region: 1895-3091 (398 amino acids)
Source: RefSeq, a predicted model, not a curated record